Messenger RNA from Prorocentrum cordatum, 834 nucleotides. Lineage: Eukaryota; Dinophyceae; Prorocentrales; Prorocentraceae. The record is from the annotation of a GenBank genome assembly.
AAACAGAUACGUGUGGGCCAUUGGGAAAACAAAAAAGCAAGCACGCACACCCUUCGCUCCCCAGGUCGUCCAUCCUGGCGGGACCGUGUCGGCGGUGGCCAUGACGCCGAACGCCGACGCCAUGCCGGAGCGCAUCAAGCUCUGGUACGCCUCCGCGGCCGGAGCGGGCGCCAGCUUCGAGGCCAAAGUCUUCUGCGGCAUGCCGACGCCCGCGGACCGGUACAGGCCCACGAGCAGCCAGGUCGAGGGCGAACGCUACCAGGCCGCGCUGGCGUCCAUGGGCGUGACCAGCGUGUCCGAGACCGUGACGGUGAUCCGCGUGGGCGGCACCCAGGGCCCGUCGGCCUGCGUGGCGGGCCAGACGCCCGACCUCUGGGGCGACGCCAACUUUCUGCGAACGGUGGUUCAGAACUCCGUGUCCGCGCCAGCGCCCGCGCCGACGUACCAGCAGGGUGCCCCCGCUCAGCAGCAGUCAGCGCCAUCGCCAGGCCAGCAGUGGCAGCGCCCCGUUUCCCCCGCCGCCCCGCCGCCCGACCUCGGGCCGCCCCCUACGCCGCCACCGCCGCCGGCGCCACAGCGGGCCGCGGCUCCGGCGGCGCCCGCGCCCGCGCCCGCGCCACCGCCCGCGGCCGACCUCGAGGUGGAGCUGCCCGCCGAGCUGCCCGUCCGCGAGGGCACGCUGCCCGGCUUCCAGGACGGCUUCUUCCCCGGGCACUUCAGCAGCGUCGGCCCCGGGUGGGAGGCGAGGGCUCGCCUGCUGGAGGGCAUCCGGCUCGUGAGGGCCAAGCGGACCGCCGCGCGGGAGCUCGCAUGACCAUGGCUGGGCGAUGGGGG